GCGCUUCCGGUGCGCGGAGCGGGAGCGGCGAGCGGCGGCGGCGGCCGAGCGGCCGGAGCCGGGGCCAUGCGGCGGCCGCGGCCGGGCUAGCCGCGCCAUGUCCGGCUACGCGCGCCGCCCGGGCGUCCCCCCGCUGGCGCGGGCCCGCAGCCUCGUCGUCCCGGACGCUUCCGCCUCCUUCGCGCGCCGGCCCCGCCUGCCCCAGCUGGACUGCGAGCGGCCCCGCGGCCGCGACCCCGACGCGCCCGGCCCCGGCCCCGGCCCCCGGCCCGCCUUCACGUGCUACGUGCCCGGCCCCGCGCUGGCCUCGGCGGCGGACGCAGGUUUUGACUAUGGGAAGGGGAAAGGUCUGAAGCCGAGUCCGCUGGGUCCCCUGGAGACACAUUUUGGAGACGGGAAACUGGAGGGUCUGGAAGAGGCGAAUCCCUUCUCCUUCAAGGAGUUCCUGAAGACCAAGACGCUGGGGCUGCUGGACGAGGAGCCCAGCGGCAGGCCCUACGCCAAGGGCGUCUCGGGGCACUCUCUGGGCCUCGGCCUGGACCCCCCGGCGUCUCAGACCAUGGGCUACGGCCUGGAGUACCAGCAGUCGUUCUUCGAAGACCUGACGGGGGCCGGCGACCUUCUGGACGAGGACGACGAGGACGACGAGGAGGACAGCUGGGUCGGGGCCUACCUGCCGGCCUCCCUGGAGCAGGCCCGGCCCGCACGCGCGGCCGCCAGCACGUCCCCGCGUGGCGAGUACGUGUCCUUCUUCUCCGCCCCGUCCGAGCUGAGCGCCGGGCCCGAGUGCCUGCCCUCCUGGACGCUGGGGGACCCCGACUCCUGCGUCUCGCCCGCGGGGAGCCCCGGCGACUUCGCCCACAGAGAGUCCCUGGGAGACCGGCACCUCCGCGCGCUGCAGAUCAGCUACGAGGCACUGAAAGAGGAAAAUUCGAAGCUCAGAAGAAAACUGACCGAGGUCCAGAGCUUCUCUGAAACCCAGACGGAAAUGGUGAGGACGCUCGAGCGGAAGCUGGAGGCGAAGAUGGCCAAGGAGGAGAGCGACUACCAUGACCUGGAGUCCGUGGUCCAGCAGGUGGAGCAGAACCUGGAGCUGAUGACGAAACGGGCCAUGAAGGCAGAAAACCAGGUGCUGAAACUAAAGCAGGAGAUGAGUUUGCUCCAGAUACAGGUCUCUAACCUCAAGCACGACAACGAAGUCCUGCGCUCGGGCGAGGGUGCCAGCCUGACCGUGGUGAAGCAGAACACAGACACAGCCCUGCAGAACCUCCGCCUGGUCAUGAGCAAUGCUCACACCUCCAUUAAGCAGCUCAUUUCUGGAGCUGAGAAGUUGAAUCUUGUUGCUGAAAUCCUGAAAUCCAUAGACAAGAUUUCUGAGAUCAAAGAGGAGGAGAACGAGGAGGAAGAGGAGUCUUGACUGCUUCCAGCUGGGAGCUGCUCCCAUCCCAGACUUGCUCCUGAGACCCGGGUAGAUGCCUUCUUCGACCCGCAGCCUUCCCUGUAGCGACUGCUCCUCCUGACUGCGCCGCCUCUCCUGGAGCAGUCCUGUGGGCAGUCAGUGUGGGCCUGAGGCGCCCUUUGUUGGGGUGAGCUCGGGAGUCCUCUGGGGCAGCCAGCGGCCCCUAGAGUUCAGCCUGGGAACGGCAGUUUGUUGAGCGUCCUGACACCCUGCAGCCCCACGGGUAGAAAGAAACGCGGGCCAGGGUAGGCCGGGGCCGGGGGAGGUGCCCCUGCUCACAGCCCGCCCGCCUCUGUGUGGGCACAGGUGUGCUGCCCAGCGGCCUUCAGAUCCCAGCGCUGCUGCUGACCCGAGGCAAGUGGCAUUUCAUGCCCCUGUUGAGGACUCAGCCGCGGCCCCCAGGACGGGGUCCCUGCGCACGUGCCUUCUGGCUGUUUUUCCGCAGCUGAUUUAAGUAACUUCUUUUCCCCUCGUUUGCACUGACACCUUACCUAAUAAAUUCUGCCAUUUGUGCACACAAACACGCGGUCCGUUCUCUGAGCCAGCUGUGCUGGAGCCUGCCUGUCCUAGGCUGCUGGGGCUGCGGGUCCCUUCUCUUGGAGCAUGCCUGGGGUCUCGUGCGUAACACUUCAAGACGUAUUUGGACGGUGCAACCCGUCCAGAUGAUCUCAGCUCAGGUAAAAUUGCCACCCAGCCCUGGUGACCGCUUGUCCGGGAUGGAUUGGAGUGUGCAGGGAAGGGUGGGGGAGAAGUCUGAGCUUCUGCCCCAGCCGAGCCGCCAGAAAGGGAAAGCU
This is a messenger RNA of Sorex araneus (European shrew), 2253 nucleotides long. It is a transcript of the gene ENTR1, whose product is annotated as endosome associated trafficking regulator 1. Gene Ontology annotation, cellular component: early endosome; centrosome; midbody. Gene Ontology annotation, biological process: positive regulation of cilium assembly; regulation of cytokinesis; positive regulation of protein localization to cilium. The transcript is spliced from 10 exons. Lineage: Eukaryota; Metazoa; Chordata; Mammalia; Eulipotyphla; Soricidae. Bases 98 to 1417 code for a protein of 439 amino acids. The record is from RefSeq and is a predicted model, not a curated record.